UAAGCCUCUUCUGUCUCGUGUCGAGCACGUUGUUCUAGCCGCAUCCUGGUAGAAACCAACGGAGCAGGAAUUCUUCAGGAAGGAUGAGUCUUGGGAAAAUGUUGACGACGAACGCGAAGAUAAUUAAGAGUAAUGGGGCCGAGCCCGACCAGUUCGAGGUUAGCGUUUCUCAAGCCCUCCUCGAAUUGGAGAUGAACAGCGAUCUCAAAUCGCAGUUGAGGGAACUCUACAUCACGAAAGCGAAGGAAAUUGAAACGAAUAAUAAGAAGUCCAUUAUUAUAUACGUACCUAUGCCGAAGCUGAAAGCAUUCCAGAAAGUUCAGACACGGCUGGUACGUGAGUUAGAGAAAAAGUUCUCUGGGAAGCAUGUGAUGUUCAUCGGCGAGCGUAAAAUCUUGCCCAAGCCGACAAGGAAAACGCGAACCAAGAACAAGCAGAAACGUCCUAGAAGCCGUACGCUGACUUCGGUUUAUGAUGCGAUAUUGGAGGAUUUAGUAUAUCCCGUAGAAAUCGUUGGCAAGCGUAUUAGAGUCAAACUCGAUGGAUCACAGCUCAUUAAAGUUCAUCUCGAUAAAAACGAACAGACAAAUAUCGAGCAUAAGGUCGACACCUUCGCUUCAGUUUACAAGCAGCUGACUGGACGGGACGUCACGUUCGAAUUCCCCGAAUCUUAUAUAUGAUAAAUGUAAGAAAAAUAAAAGUAUUUUAAUCUA
Messenger RNA from Mycetomoellerius zeteki, 713 nucleotides. Its product is annotated as 40S ribosomal protein S7. Gene Ontology annotation, biological process: ribosomal small subunit biogenesis; translation; rRNA processing. The coding region runs from base 84 to 680 and encodes 198 amino acids. Gene Ontology annotation, molecular function: structural constituent of ribosome. The transcript is spliced from 5 exons. Gene Ontology annotation, cellular component: small-subunit processome; 90S preribosome; cytosolic small ribosomal subunit. The record is from RefSeq and is a predicted model, not a curated record. NCBI's taxonomy places the organism in Eukaryota, Metazoa, Arthropoda, Insecta, Hymenoptera, Formicidae.